AUGAAAGAGCAUGUCCACCCAGCAGAACCAGGGUCUGCGAUAGCUGUCAUGAUAAAGAAAGAGAUCAAAGCUAAAGCCAGAGAUGCUGUGUUUGGACAGUCAUCUAAGACCAUUGUUACAUCAGUGCUUCGACAACAUGCAGAUAUAGAUGCUCCAGAGCCAAGCAGACCAAACCCAUCUAGCCUUCAGCGGACGUGUAACAGGGUAACAGCUAGCUUGACACCAGAUGACCCAAAAGAUCUUGACUUUGAGCUCGAUCUAGAUUACCUAGACCAGAAGGCUCCAGGUUUCUACCAGAAAGAUGUGGUCGUGGGUAAUAACAGACAUCUGAUAUUCUACACCGAUCGCCAGCUCCAACUUUUGGCCAAGGCAAAGACGUGGUAUGUGGACGGUACCUUCCGUAUCGUCAACGCACCAUGGAUGCAGAUGUUUUCCAUCCACGCCUUUGUCCGGUCUGGUGACAGCAUGAAACAAGUGCCUCUGGUAUUUUGUUUCAUGUCUGGCAAGAGUCAAGAAGAUUACUAUCAGGUUCUCAGGGCUAUUGAUCGUCGUCUUCCAGAACACCUGAAGCUACAAGGUAUGGUGGUCGACUUUGAAGCAGGUCUGUGGCAAGCUCUCCGCCAAAGGUUUCCUGGCACACCAAUCCAAGGCUGUGCUUUCCAUUGGGCUCAAGCAGUCUUCAGGAAGAUCCAGGAAAAUGGCUUACAGUCCGCCUACAACAAGAAGGAUGCAGUAUAUACAUACUUGAGACAGGUGAUGGCCUUACCGUUCCUCCCACCAGAGCAUAUCCCAGACACCUUCCGUCAGCUAGACGAGAAAGCCGACCAUCCAGGUGUCCAGAAGGUAAUGGACUACAUCUACAAGACGUGGAUACGCAACAGUGUGUUUGACAUUGACUACUGGUGUGUUUUCAUGUCCUCCAUCCGUACCAACAAUGAUGUCGAGGGGUGGCAAAACAGUGUCAACACCAGAGUAUGCACCAGAGGACCAGUGCCUUUCUAUUCCUUAGUUACCGAACUGUUUAAGGAAGCGUCUGAUAUUCCUCUACAGCUGAAGUUAGUGUCUGAAGGCAAGCUCCAAAGGUACCAGCGCAAACAGAGUAGACAGACCCAGGGCCGUCUUUUUGCUUUGUGGGACGAGUACUGCAACAACAGCAUCUCCGCGUCUAGACUCCUUAUGGAGUGUGCCAGUGUUUACGGACCACCACCAAAGUGA
This is a messenger RNA of Mytilus trossulus (common blue mussel), 1215 nucleotides long. RefSeq lists its product as uncharacterized. The coding region runs from base 1 to 1215 and encodes 404 amino acids. The transcript has 7 exons. The record is from RefSeq and is a predicted model, not a curated record. NCBI's taxonomy places the organism in Eukaryota, Metazoa, Mollusca, Bivalvia, Mytilida, Mytilidae.